GUCAGAGCCAUCCAUAAAUUCCCCAGUUUCAAGAAACUGGACUCACCCAUUCCAGUUCUUGGACUCAAGUCCAGGUUCCCGCAAAUGGAUUCUAAGAGCCAGAAAUUUUCUGCUAAAUCUCUCAGUUCCGAUGGCGGUAGCACUGCAACAAUCUCCCAAAGAGCGUUUGGGAUUUUGCACUUGGUUGUAUCACUUGGGAUAAUUCUCGCCACGGACAAGUUCUUGAAGAAGGCGUUUGUGGCUGCAGCUAUUAAGUUUCCUAGUGCUUUAUUUGGGAUGUUUUGCAUAUUUUCUGUUCUGAUGAUUCUUGAUUCUACAAUCCCAGUUGCCGCAACAAACUUGAUGAACUUCUUCGAGCCAGGGCUUCUCUUCAUUCAAAGAUGGCUCCCAUUGUUCUAUGUUCCAUCGUUGGUUGUUCUGCCUCUUUCAGUUAGAGAUAUUCCUACUGCUUCGGGCCUCAAGAUUUGCUACAUUAUGGUUGGAGGGUGGUUAGCUUCACUUUGUGUUGCGGGUUAUACCGCCAUUGCAGUGAGGAAACUAGUAAAAACUGAAAUGACUGAUGCUGAACCUAUGUCCAAGCCCUCACCUUUUUCUUCCACAGAACUGUGGGCAUGGAGCGGAGUCUUUCUUAUUUCAUUCGUCUCUGCAUUGUUUUACCCAACUGCCCUGGGGACGAGUGCUCAAACAUGUCUCCCCUUCCUGCUUGCAUCCACUGUGUUAGGCUACAUGGUUGGUUCUUGGUUGCCAUCGGAUGUGAAGAAGGUAUUCCAUCCAAUUAUUUGUUGUGCACUAUCUGCAGAUUUGGCAGCAGUAGCAUUUGGGUACUUCUCGCGAUUGGGACUCGAUCCUGUUCUAGGUUAUUACCUGACAAAGGCAUCAACUAAUCCUGGUGCUGGUGAUGUUUUAAUGGGAUUUUUGGGAUCUGUCAUUCUCUCAUUUGCCUUCUCAAUGUUCAAACAGAGAAAGCUUGUUAAGAGACAUGCAGCUGAAAUCUUCACCUCUGUCAUUGUAUCAACAGUCUUUUCAUUGUAUUCAACUGCUAUUCUGGGACGUCUUGUUGGAUUAGAGCCAACUUUGACUGUCUCUAUUCUCCCCAGAUGCAUAACCGUCGCAUUAGCUCUCAGCAUUGUGUCAUUUUUUGAAGGUGCCAAUUCAUCUCUAACAGCUGCUGUGGUGGUGGUAACUGGUUUGAUUGGAGCAAAUUUUGUGCAAGCAACUCUUGAUAAGCUCCGGUUUCGUGAUCCCAUUGCUCGAGGAAUAGCAACAGCAUCAAGUGCUCAUGGACUUGGAACAGCGGCAUUGUCAGCCAAGGAACCUGAGGCUCUCCCGUUUUGUGCCAUUGCUUAUGCUCUGACUGGAAUAUUUGGUUCUUUGAUUUGCUCUGUUCCAGCAGUCAGGCAAAGCUUGCUGGCAAUAGUUGGCUGAAUCAUGCAGCAGGUUGAUUUUUUUUUCUUUUUUCUUUUUUCUUUUUUGCACAUAUUUAAGUGAAUAAUAUAAUGCAGGGACUAUAAGGAAGGUUCAGCUAGUUACUAUGGGAUGUAAUUUCAACUUGCCUUUUUAAUUUUUGGGGGUCUGCUCGAUUUAUAAUACAAAAUCUUAAGGAAAUGCAGAUGAAGGAUCAGUAUGACACCCAUAAAGUGUAAUUGAGUUAUUAAAACUACAUAUCAAAUUAAUAAAAAUUACCAACUUUUGGGUUUCUUAA
Molecule: messenger RNA, 1702 nt
Organism: Pistacia vera
Lineage: Eukaryota; Viridiplantae; Streptophyta; Magnoliopsida; Sapindales; Anacardiaceae
Product: plastidal glycolate/glycerate translocator 1, chloroplastic
Exons: 8
Coding region: 85-1425 (446 amino acids)
Source: RefSeq, a predicted model, not a curated record